UAAAAAGUCAGUCCAGAUGGAAAGUGUUAUUCCAUGGCCCUUUAUACCUCCCCUUUACACACCGGAGAGAAAAAGUCUCCGUACGGCGCAUGCGCCGCGCCCACCAAGUGUUGUGCGCAACAGCUGCCGUAGGCAUUUCCACAUCCGCGCAAACUGCGGAGAAGUCUGCGGCUCGGACUUGACUCUGCUUUUCGCCUACCCAAUCCCGGGAGCCAUGGCGGUCACGCGCGCGCCGGCACCCAGCAGGCCAGGCCCCGCCCAUCACACACGUACUCCCACGAGCCCGGCCUUUGCCGCCCCAUCUCCGGAGAAACUCCCGAGGAGCAGCCUGCGACUGCGCAGUGGAGCCGGUGGGCGGGGCGGGGAAAUGCGGUUGCCGGGAUGUGGGGCAGCCCCACAGGCUGGGAGCUGGACCGGAGAUUAGGAGGCGCCGCGUUGUAGCGGGCCCUGGCCGGGAAGGCCGGCUCCCUUCCCUCAGCCAUCGAAAAUAAACUUUGCUGCUCUUUUCGGGGCGUUCUCGGGUCCGUCUCCCGGCGGCGCCGCUGUCGGUGAAGAGCUUUCGUGCGUCAGGGCUUCCCUCCUUCCCUCCGCCGGUGCGGGGCCUCGGCGCCAUGGACGCCACGGCGCUGGAGCGGGACGCCGUGCAGUUCGCCCGGCUGGCGGUGCAGCGCGACCAGGAAGGUCGCUAUUCCGAGGCGGUGUUUUACUACAAGGAAGCUGCACAAGCCUUAAUUUAUGCUGAGAUGGCAGGAUCAGGCCUAGAACAUAUUCAAGAAAAAAUAAAUGAGUACCUGGAAAGAGUUCAGGCUUUGUAUUCAGCAGUUCAGUCAAAGAGUGCUGGUCCUUUGAAAUCAAAACAUCAGUUGGACUUAGAACGUGCUCAUUUCCUUGUUACUCAAGCUUUUGAUGAAGAUGAAAAAGGGAAUGUUGAAGAUGCUAUAGAAUUGUAUACUGAAGCCGUAGAUCUCUGUCUGAAAACCUCUUAUGAAACUGCUGAUAAAACUCUGCAAAAUAAACUGAAACAGUUGGCUCGACAGGCACUAGAUAGAGCGGAAGCAUUGAGUGAGCCUUUAACAAAACCAUUAUGCAAAAUCAAGUCAACAAAUAUCAAACCAAAGCCACCUCCAACGAGAGCACAUUUUCCACUAGGGACUAGUCCUUUCCUUGAAAGACCUCAACCCUUUAUAAGUCCACAGUCAUGUGAUGCACAAGGACAGAGAUAUACAGCAGAAGAAAUAGAAGUUCUCAGGACAACAUCAAAAAUAAAUGGUAUAGAAUAUGUUCCUUUCAUGAGUAUUGAUCUGAGGGAACGUUUUGCCUAUCCAAUGCCUUUCUGCGAUAGAUGGGGCAAGCUACCAUUAUCACCUAAACAAAAAGCUACAUUUUCCAAAUGGGUACGACCAGAAGACCUCACCAACAAUCCUACAAUGAUUUAUACUGUGUCCAGUUUUAGCAUAAAGCAGACAAUAGUAUCAGAUUGUUCCUUUGUGGCAUCACUGGCUAUCAGUGCAGCUUAUGAAAGACGAUUUAAUAAGAAGUUGAUUACCAGCAUAAUUUACCCUCAGAAUAAGGAUGGUGAGCCAGAAUACAAUCCAUGUGGAAAGUAUAUGGUAAAACUUCACCUCAAUGGUGUCCCAAGAAAGGUGAUAAUUGAUGAUCAAUUACCUGUUGAUCAUAAGGGAGAAUUGCUCUGUUCUUAUUCUAACAACAAAAGUGAAUUAUGGGUUUCUCUCAUAGAAAAAGCAUAUAUGAAGGUCAUGGGAGGAUAUGAUUUCCCAGGAUCCAAUUCAAAUAUUGAUCUUCAUGCACUGACUGGGUGGAUACCAGAAAGGAUAGCUAUGCAUUCAGAUAGCCAAACUUUCAGUAAGGAUAAUUCUUUCAGAAUGCUUUAUCAAAGGUUUCACAAAGGGGAUGUCCUCAUCACUGCAUCAACCGGAAUGAUGACUGAAGCUGAAGGAGAGAAGUGGGGUCUGGUUCCCACACAUGCAUAUGCUGUUUUGGAUAUUAGAGAGUUAAAGGGGCUGCGAUUUAUCCAACUGAAAAAUCCUUGGAGUCAUUUACGUUGGAAAGGAAGAUACAGUGAAAAUGAUGUAAAAAACUGGACCCCAGAGUUACAAAAAUAUUUAAACUUUGAUCCUCGAACAGCUCAGAAAAUAGACAAUGGAAUAUUUUGGAUUUCAUGGGAUGAUCUCUGUCAGUAUUAUGAUGUGAUUUAUUUGAGUUGGAAUCCAGGUCUUUUUAAAGAAUCAACAUGUAUUCACAGGAUGAUUUUGCAAAUAAUCGAGAAUUUAUCACAAUGGUUGUAUACAAGACUGAUGGGAAAAAAGUUUAUUACCCAGGUAUAUUCAGCCUGCAGCUUUACUUUUUCAAAGAUUCCUUCACCGUACAUCUUAUCAAAACAGAUUAAUGGAAAGUGGAGUGGCCAGAGUGCUGGAGGAUGUGGAAAUUUCCAAGAAACUCACAAAAAUAACCCCAUCUACCAAUUCCAUAUAGAAAAGACCGGGCCAUUACUGAUUGAGCUAAGAGGACCAAGGCAAUAUAGUGUUGGAUUUGAGGUUGUAACAGUGUCCACGGUGGGAGAUCCCGGUCCCCAUGGCUUUCAGAGGAAGUCUAGCGGUGACUAUAGGUGUGGGUUUUGCUACCUGGAAUUAGAAAAUAUACCUGCGGGGAUCUACAAUAUCAUUCCUAGUACUUUUUUGCCUAAACAAGAAGGACCUUUUUUCUUGGACUUCAAUAGUAUUAUCCCCAUCAAGACAACACAACUUCAGUGAUGCAGCUUUCAAGCAUUUACUGGAUUCUCUACUUACCAGACAUCAGCUCUUCGAAUGAGGACGGAAAUCCUCAGGACCCUAAACAGAAUUAAAUCUCUAAAAAGGUUACAGUGGGAUCUGGUGCUCAAGUCAGAGUGUUUAGACGUGUAUAUAGUCAGAAUUACCCUAAAUCACUCAGAAGUACUAUUUACACAGUUUUGUGUGUAUAAGGAGUUGGUGUGCAUUGAGGGGCCACACUGUAUAAACAGAUUGUGGAGGAUUAAAGGCGAUGCUCAGUACAAAGCCUUUGCUACAAGAAAGAGAAUAGAGACCAGAUAGGGGACAUGACUCAUCCACUCACUGGGUGCAACAGUAGGCUGGUAUAAUAUUCUGAAGUAUUUAUAUUUGUCUUUUGGCAGAGCAUGUUGUAAGUUAAACCUGCUUGUGUUGUGACUCUACUGUAUGUCUUGGGCAGCUAAUUACCAAAUGAAUCAUGUCACCAUAACAGAUUUUAAUUGUGUUAUUUAUGAUUUUUAAUGUUUGUUGCCCAGAUGUUAUAAAAGAAUAAAGCUUUAAGAAAUAUUUUAACUUAGUUAACAAUGAAGGUUGUUGGACUUAGGUACCUGUCUCCCAUUAACUCAUGUAAAGAGAACUGAGAUAUAUUCACUAUUGCAAUUCUUAUUUUUUAUCAGGCUUAAUGAAGGUAGUAAUCUGAGACACUGAAGAAAGACAUUAGAGUUUCGUUUGUUUAGUCUUUUAAAAAUUGCUCUUCUGGUAACACUGAAAAAAAAAAAUACCAUAUAUUAAAUUUUCAGAUGUAAUUGGGGUUGUAUUUGGAGAAACUGCCAUGUAUAAAUUCCUAGUUUACAUAGAAAUCCAUGAGAGCAGAAUGAUGCUCAGGAUUUUAAACGUCCAAAAAUAAGGUGGAAUUUUUCAUUGUCUCUACUUUAUAAUUACCACAACUUUUGUAUUUCUACUACUUUUAUUUGAAAUAAAAAUCUUUAUACUUAUGGAAAC
Molecule: messenger RNA, 3767 nt
Organism: Mirounga angustirostris (Northern elephant seal)
Lineage: Eukaryota; Metazoa; Chordata; Mammalia; Carnivora; Phocidae
Gene: CAPN7
Product: calpain 7
Exons: 19
Coding region: 612-2771 (719 amino acids)
Biological process (GO): proteolysis
Molecular function (GO): calcium-dependent cysteine-type endopeptidase activity
Source: RefSeq, a predicted model, not a curated record